AUGAGCUGGGAUUUCGACGAGCUGGACGGUCUUGAAGCCAGCAGGGCCUCUCAAGCGUUUGUUCCAAGUGGCGCGGCGCAUUCACGCUCGGUGCUUGGGGGUGGUCACGAGCCUGAGAUUGAAAGAUCGCGUCGUCGCAUUGAGGCCUCGAUGCAUGAAGGUUGGCAAAAGAUUUUGGGCCUCAAUCUACGCAAGCCCGAUUCUGCAAGCGUGAGGAAGGCCUACCAUAGCCUGGCGUUGCUACAUCAUCCUGACAAAAGCGGUUCGCAUGCAGACAUUGAAACUUUCAAGAUCGUGCACAAGGCCUACACCGAUGCUAUGGCAACAGUGUCGUUACAGGAGUCCACUUCUCUCUUAGCUGGUGUGACGGGUACAGGAUGUAGUGCAUCCGACCACGGCAGAAAGUGGCCUUUGGGUUCUUCUUGGUCCAAGGAGCUGGUUCGUGCAGCAGUGGACGAAUGGGAGCACGACUACGAUGACGGCAACGUGAACUCCGUGCCCGAUUGCAUUCCUGAGGUUGAAGCCAUUGAGCUUGCCAGCUGGCUCCAAGCCGGAAAAUGUGUGGCGGCGGACUGCCGGGAAGCCAUUGAAGCCAAAUACGAGCGAAGGGAGCCGCUGAUCCCGAAAGCGCUUCGCGUCGGCUUUGGCGACUUGCGGGCCCUGCCGCACACUUUGCUGAACGAUCUGUCCCAGCUGAGGCGCAGCGAAUACCACAUCGUGGUGUUCUCCACCCAUGGCGGAACAAGCGGGAACUGCGGUAUGUGCGCUGCUUUGCUCAUUGACGUCUUUGGAUUCGAUGCCUCACGAAUCUGGCGAUUGGAAGAAGGUCUCGAUGGAUGGAUCGCCUGGGCCGCAGCGAACCCUUCCAGCCAGAUCAAUUUGCUGUAG
Molecule: messenger RNA, 888 nt
Organism: Symbiodinium necroappetens
Lineage: Eukaryota; Dinophyceae; Suessiales; Symbiodiniaceae
Source: the annotation of a GenBank genome assembly